GUGGUGCAUUUGCCUCUGACGCCACUUAACUUUCUAGCUCUGGAGUGAGCUGACUUUCCCUGCCCUCACCCCUACCCCCAGGGACCUUAGCCAGAAUUAGAACGCAGGGGUUUCAGCCAAACCAUCCAGGAUCUAGAAAACAUGAAAAUCCCCGGAAUCCCAGUGUGGCCUGGGACUCAUUAACCGGGACUUGCAGAUGUAGUUGUUCACAUUAUCCCCAAAUUUCCCUUCCUUCCAAUCCCUCCUUCUAACCCGAGUGGGAGCUCCGCGAUGCUUUAGACUUCCGUGUGCCUGAAGAACCAACACCCCCCUCCCCGCGCCUCUCGGGCUCCGCUAACCCGAUUGCAGUUCUUCCAGAUUAAAACCAAGAAAAGAACUCGUUUAGGAAUUACUUUCCUUUGCCAACGCAGAACCCGAGCCCUGCGGAGCUCCCGGCGGCCAGGCCUCGAGGCGCUGCGGCCGCGCGGCGCGCCCCUGCCAGCGCGCACCAUGAACACCAUCGUCUUCAACAAGCUCAGCGGCGCCGUGCUUUUUGAGGACCGCGGUGCUGCGGAGCGGGAACGGGGCAGCCGGCCCUAUGGUGGCGUCCUGGACAGUGCCCACGCCCGCCCCGAGGUGGGCAUUCCGGACGGCCCGCCCCUCAAGGACAACCUCGGCCUGAGACACCGGAGGACUGGGUACGCGCACCCUCCCGGGACCCCCGCCCGCCUGCAGCCGGGACAGUGGGAGCGGGCCAGGCAGAACGGCGGGAAGGUGAGGCACAAGCGGCAGGCCCUGCAAGACAUGGCGCGGCCCCUGAAGCAGUGGCUCUACAAGCACCGUGACAACCCGUACCCCACCAAGACCGAGAAGAUCCUCUUGGCGCUCGGCUCGCAGAUGACGCUCGUGCAGGUGUCAAAUUGGUUUGCUAAUGCAAGACGUCGGCUUAAGAAUACCGUUCGACAGCCAGAUUUAAGCUGGGCUUUACGAAUAAAACUGUACAACAAGUAUGUUCAAGGAAACGCUGAGCGACUUAGUGUAAGCAGCGAUGAUUCAUGUUCUGAAGAUGGAGAAAAUCCUCCAAGAAACCACAUAAAUGAAGGGGGCUAUAAUAAUCCAGUUCAUCAUCCUGUGAUUAAAAGUGAAAGCUCAGUCAUAAAAGCUGGAGUGAGGCCAGAGUCACAGGCCAGUGAGGACUACGUAUCACCCCCCAAAUACAAGAGCAGCUUAUUGAAUCGUUACCUUAACGACUCCUUGAGACAUGUCAUGGCCACAAAUGCUGCCAUGAUGGGAAAGACAAGGCAAAGAAAUCAUUCGGGAUCUUUUAGUUCCAAUGAAUUUGAGGAAGAAUUGGUGUCUCCCUCAUCAUCAGAAACCGAAGGCAACUUUGUCUACCGUACAGGUUCCUGCCAUGAUCCCACCUGGCUCCUCCAAUCUGGUUUUCCACUACGGCAAGAGGGAGCUUUCUAUGAUCCACAUCUGAUCAUAGCACUGAUGCCCUGGAAAAUGGAUCCAAUAAGGGUGAUAGUGCAGCCAACAGGAAGGGACCAAGCAAGGAUGACACAUAUUGGAAGGAGAUUAAUGCAGCUAUGGCCUUAACAAAUCUUGCACAGGGCAAAGACACACUACAGGGAACUACCAGCUGCAUCAUCCAGAAGUCGUCACAUAUAGCAGAAGUAAAAACGGUCAAAGUGCCACUGGUUCAGCAGUUUUAAGAGUUUAUUGCUUUUCAAACCAAUUGCCAUUCUUCACGUCAGUGUUUUCCCAUAAAUCCUCAUCUUAAGAGCUGAAGCAGAAAUGAAAAUGACUCCCUUUUAAACCUCUUCUUAUUUUUAAUUAUCCUAAAUACAUCAUUUAGUUGCUUCUAUAAAAGACAUAUAAAUUAUAAAAACCUCACUUUAAUCAAAAAUAGUAACUUAUUUUAUGUUACUAAAACUAUGCAUCAAGUGUCUGCAUUGCCAUUACAGUAAGUGCCUUGCUUCCCAAAUAUCAGCAACAACGUGGGCAGAGCAGAGCAGCUAUGCCUCAAAUGACAGCGCCACAAAGCUUGUUAGUCUGUGUGUGUCACUCCAGAUGGGCCUAACCAUUCAGGACUGAAACCACAAUCACUGAAAGCCCUCACAACGUAUUCAGUAACUCACAUGUUAAAACUUGGAAAUCUAUUCAGCCCAAAUGAAACAUUCCUCUAAAAAAAGCUUUCGCAGCAUUUAAAAUUGUUCAGCAUGCUUUUCAGAGUGACAGUGAGAAUUUCAUGCAUGUAUCUUGCCUGCCUAUCUGACACACUACAAAGUUCCAAAAUGAAAGGAGCGGUGAUCAUAUAAUAUGUACACUUAAGAAGAAUCCCAGUAAAUACAUUGUGAUCUGAAAAACUUUUUCCAAGCAUUGCUGGAAAAUACCACAAUGCCCUUUAAAAUUAAUUUGGAUUUUCUUUUUCUUAAGUUUUGCUGAAGUUUUUUAAAAUUUUAUUAUAUAAAUUACUCAGAAUUUUCCCGUGUAGAACUAAACCUAUAGUUUAGUUUUAACACGUAAUCCUGUUUGCAUUAGAGGUCAGUGCUUUUUGUGAUGGAAACUUUUUCAUAUGGAAUGGCUAAAAAACCUUUUAGCUGGUUGAUUUCGAAUUAUAAUUGCUGAUGCACAAUUUGUAUUGCAAUGAGAACAAGACAAUGAAAGAAAUGUAUCUCUAUGUGAAUAUACACAUACCCACAUAAAAUUGGUUUUUAAAUUUAAAACAUAUGGAAAACAAAACAUUGACAGUCUUUGAAUUUUGCCAAGUAGGAUGUUAAAGUAGUAAAAAUUAAGUGAAAUCGUGCAUUAAAAGAAAGAACAUUUUGUUUCUAAAUUAGACUAUCAUUGACAGAGAGUAAUCAAUAUCAAGAAAGAAGAAUAUAGUUUUCAAUCAAACAAUAAUAUUCUAAUCAGCUUGGGGAAAAAGACUUGAAACUUGAAUAAAUAGUAGAAAUGCCAAAUAUAACAGAGUAUAUGUGCUACAGAGAAGUAAAAAGGGUUUGACUCUUUUAUGGUGGGAUGUUUUUUCUGGGUAUGUAAUGUAUUUUGUAAUUUUUUUUUAACUGGAAAGCUUUUUUGUGAGUGUGAAUGAGAGCCAGUAGUGCAGCCAUGUGGUGAUAUUUUUCUUUAUUCUGCAAAACGCUUUUAAAACCAAAGGCUGCUCUAGUUGAUAUAUGGACAAUAUCAAUCUUGAUAUAAAUUGUAGGACACUUUUUCAUGUAACAUAGCAUUUGGGGAUUGGGUUUAUUUAGUGUAAUGAAGAUAAUUUGAUAUAAAAAUAUUUUGUAUAUAUAUAUUUUUACUUUGUUUUCUAAAUUGCUGUUUGCAGUAACAGUAAGUGCAAAGCAAGAUAUGUUAAGUUAUGACUGUAUGAUCAGAUGAAGUAUGAGUUCUUUCGGUUUACAACCUUAAAUAGUUACAGAUCCAUGAUAAAAACUUUGGAAUCUUUAUAAAUUAAUUUUGUCAAAAUGUGGUCAUGUUAAAGAAAACUAAGGACAAGUACUUCACUCUUUUUCAUACUAUUAUAAGUUAUUCUGGUAUUAAAUAUUUUAAUACAAUUGAUUUUUGUUUUGACAUAUUUCAGUUAGAUGAAUGGAUGCUGGUUGUUUUUUAUUUGAAUGAGUCAUAAUUCAUUUUUGCCAUUUUUUAAAAAAGAAUCAGCAAAUUUGUUCUGUGUUAUAAACUAUGGAUGACAAGUCAAUAUAGGAGAGCUUUCACAUGAUUUUUUUAAAUACCAAAGCUUGGAAUCUGGCCUAUAAACACAUCAAGAAGAUUUUGUAAUUAACACAUCCUUGGCAAUAUCUCCAAUUGCAAUUACUUUUAAUUUAUUUUUUCUUUUGCUGCUUUAACAUUUUCUGGAAAUUAAAGUCCCUCCAUCCUUUAAAAGAAUCUUGAACAAUGCUGAGCCAGCAGCUAAGAAUCUAACUCAUAAUUUAUGUUGUAGAGAAAUAGAAUUACCUCUAUUCUUUGUUUUGCCAUAUGUAAUCAUUUUAAUAAAAUUAAUAACUGCCAGGAGUUCUUGACAGAUUGAAAAUAAAAGUUAAUUUCUAGACCUCAA
Messenger RNA from Canis lupus familiaris (dog), 4042 nucleotides. RefSeq names its product homeobox protein Mohawk. The transcript is spliced from 8 exons. The record is from RefSeq and is a predicted model, not a curated record. Gene Ontology annotation, molecular function: DNA-binding transcription factor activity, RNA polymerase II-specific; RNA polymerase II cis-regulatory region sequence-specific DNA binding. Gene Ontology annotation, cellular component: nucleus. Gene Ontology annotation, biological process: muscle organ development; regulation of transcription by RNA polymerase II; cell development. The coding region runs from base 490 to 1578 and encodes 362 amino acids. NCBI's taxonomy places the organism in Eukaryota, Metazoa, Chordata, Mammalia, Carnivora, Canidae.